ACUGCCUCCCAUCCUGCCACAUCUACAAAAUGGAAAUCUCACAUCCUCGACGUAUUCUCGCAGUGAGCCAGCCGGACUCGGGACUCCUUGACCUAGUCAAAGGCCUCACGGGAGCCGUGCCCUCUGUAGCAGCAGACUCCAUAGCCGGGACAACGCAUAACUGGGAGGUGAAAACCAGCUACUACACAGCCAGUAUCCCCAUCUGGCUCGACGAGAUCUCCGAGCCGCCCGUCUGGUCCUCGGAAUUCCUCGCGCCUGAGGCUCGGGAAGUGCUCACUGUCCUGGGGGCGUUCGUGGUCUGUUUCCGCAAGCCUGUCGACGAGGCUGGCUUGAAGGACGUUAAAGUCCUACUGGAAAAUGUAGCGGAGGUCGUCAAGGAAGGAUGCGGGUAUUCAUGGGACGGCGUCUGCUUGGCGGUGGCGAUGCCCCAGUCCAAAACGCCGUAUCUGGAGAAGAGCUUUGAUGAGUGGGAAGAGCUGUGUCAAGAAUUCGGCUUUGAGUUUGUGGACUUUGAGAGUAAGGGGAGGAAUGAGUUUUCAGAACCUAUGGGCAUCGAGAGGUUGAAAGAGGCUUUAGAGGCCAAUGAGUGGGAUGGAGGUGGUGAGGACGUAGAUGGUGAGAUUAACUUUGAUGACCUUGGAGCAGAUGACGAAGAUGAAGAUGGGAGUCUUGGGUUUGGAAUCAGUGCCGCAGAGAUGGAAAUGGAGAUGUUCGGGAUGAAGCAGGCAAUCUAUGGGGGUGGAUCUGAUAGAGAGGAAGAGAUAAGAGACGAAGAAGAAGGUGAUGAAGAGAUUGAGCAGCUGCAGGCCAUGAUGCUCAAAAUGCAGGCCGUAAGAGACAUGGGGGCAGAUCUACCUGAAGCAGAGAGAAAGAAACUGGCUAUCAAGACUGUCAAUGAGGUAAUGAAAAAAUUAUAAAAAAUCCCGGAACUUCGCUCUUUUCCUCACAAGGCGCUGGUUAUCUUUGGUAUAAAACUAUUCUGCCGUUAUAGCUCGGCUUCUGCUCUGUUGUCUAAGUCUUUCACUUAUCAAGGGUUUUUAUUAUUGGAUUUUUUCCUGUUACGUAUCCGGACGCCUCUGUGUUUGGGCGGAUCUCGGUUCCAGGAACUGGUAUUAUUAUGCAAAGUCUAGACAAGUGUUCAUUCUAAUGAUACAGUCAGCCGGCUUAUAUUUAGCCCAAAAGCCAGAAGGGAGUAUCAACAAGUCUG
Molecule: messenger RNA, 1207 nt
Organism: Amorphotheca resinae ATCC 22711
Lineage: Eukaryota; Fungi; Ascomycota; Leotiomycetes; Helotiales; Amorphothecaceae
Exons: 4
Coding region: 30-917 (295 amino acids)
Biological process (GO): vesicle-mediated transport
Molecular function (GO): protein-macromolecule adaptor activity
Source: RefSeq, a predicted model, not a curated record